GUUGCUCCAGUCGUCUUCGCUACGUGAACCUUCGCGUGCUCGAAGUUCGCACCAGCAAAACGCCGAGGGGCCCAGUCUUCGUCUGGCGUACGCAUGGUUCCGAACUAGGAUCUAUCGAGCGAUGCGGGCUCUGUUCUACAGCCACCGUGGAGAAGACGAAGAAGAAGAAGAAGACGGAGAAGAAGAAGAAGUCGGAGGAGGACUGAACUUCACUUUGACGAUUUGACCCGUGGAAAGUGUGUCAAAGGAAAGAAGAGUCGAGCCACAGCUGCCUUUUGUGCCACAGAUGCAACACGGAGAGACUUUAUUUAGGGAAACAUGAUUUUGAGGAAACUUCAAGCGGGAACCCGCAGAGCAUGGCUGUCCCGGGCGCCCCCGAAGCAGGAGCAGUGUUCCUUCUCCUCGGUGCCCCCCCAGCCGGUGCCCCCCCUGGCCCAGACCCUGCAGGGCUACCUGCGGGCCCUGGAGCCGCUGCUGCCCCCGGAGGAGCUCAACCACACCCGCAGGAUGGUGCAGGAGUUCGGGCGGCCGGGCGGACUGGGCGCACAGCUGCAGGAGGGUCUGGAGAGAAGAGCCAGACACACCAAGAACUGGAUCUCCGACUGGUGGGUGCAGUGGGCGUACUUGGAGAGCAGACAGCCGCUGCCUGUGCACUCCAACCCCGCCAUCUCUCUGCCCAGGAGAGAUUACAACGACUGGAGGAGCCAGUUGGUCUUUGCAUCUAAACUCAUUGCUGCAGUUUUGGACUUCAAAGCCAAAAUCAAAAACGGCCAGCUGCCGGUCGAGUACAUGCGAGGAAAGCCCCUGUGCAUGGAGCUCUACCCGCUCCUCUUCUCCUCCUGCAGGAUCCCUGGGCCCAAGCACGACUACAUCGCCCACUACGGCCGCUCCCGCCGCUCGCCCACGCACAUCACGGUGGUCAGGAACUACCAGUUCUUCCAGCUGGAAGUUUACAACAGUGACGGCUCCCGGAUGACGGAGAGUCAGAUCCACAGUCAGCUGCUGAGGAUCAGGUCUCAGUCCUGGAAAACGGACAAGGAGCCGAUGGGCAUCCUGACCAGCGAGCACCGUCACACGUGGGGGGAGGCGUACAACCGCCUGCUGAGAGACAAACUAAACAAGGAAUCAGUGCGGCUGAUAGAGACCGGCCUGUUCUCCUUGUGUCUGGAUUCUCCAGUCAUGAGGAUAUCUGAUGAGAAGUACGCGAGCCGUAAAGCUGCGCAGGUCCUGCACGGAGGCGGGACGUACUCCAACAGCGGCAACCGCUGGUUUGACAAAACGCUGCAGUUUGUAGUGGGUGAGGACGGCUCCUGGGGUCUCCUGUAUGAACCGGCCACAACUGAGGGGCCGCCCAUAGCAAUGCUGCUGGAUCACGUCCUGCAGUAUUGUGAGAAUCCAGACCCAAAGAGAGCACCGCUCAUCCCUCUACCGAUGCCCAAGAAGCUUUACUUUCACAUAGACAGAGAAAUCAAGCGGGACAUUGAGCAGGCCAAGCAGAACCUCGACAUACUCAUCAACGACCUUGACGUCAACGUGUUCAACUUCAAGAAGUUUGGCAAAGAGCUUCCAAAGAAACACAACCUGAGUCCAAACUCCUUCAUCCAGGUCGCCCUGCAGCUCGCCUACUACAGAGUUCACAAUGAGGUCGUUCCGGCCUGUGAUAUUGCUUCUCAGAGGAUGUUCCGAAGUGGAAGGACAGAAUAUAUCCGCUCGCCCACAAAUCAGACGCUCCAGUUCAUCCUCGGCUUUGGCGACCCGUCUGUAUCGCGGGAGGCGAAAGUCCAGCUGUUCAGAGAAGCUGUUGACGCAUACGCAGAACUGACGACUCAGACUCUCAAUGGGCACGGCAUCGACAGCCACCUGCUGGGGCUGAAGCUGCAGGCCAUCGAGGAAGGACGGAGCAUUCCCAAAAUCUUCAUGGACACCGCGUACGGACUGGCGACACACUGGAAACUCCGGACUGGGCAGGUGCCUGCGAACACAGACAGCGUGAUGUGUUUCGGGCCCCUCGUUCCAGACGGUUACGCCGUGUGCUACAACCCGCAGGCGGACCACGUCCACUUCUCCAUCACGGCCUUUAACUGCUGCGAGGAAACGAACGCUGAAAAAUUGGCCCAAACUCUGAAGGACACCUUGAGUCGGCUACAGGAGCUGCUGCAGCCUACUGUGUAGUGCUGCUGCCACCAUUUGUCCCAGCAGCACAAGCGCAGUGUGCAACACUUUAUUUUCUUCAAUCAUUUUGUAGAAGUCUUGAUGAGGCUUGCGUCUGAUGUGGAUGUUUCCCCGUGCAUGCUGCUUGUUAAGCUUCACUAGAGCAGAUUGACCUGAGGAGGUUUUCAAGACUGAAUCCUGUCUCUUUGAUGCUUUGAAGCAGCUAAUUUUUCUAGCCAGAGCGGAGCAGGAAGCUUUUGUAGUUGCUACAACGAAUGCACUUAUAGGCAUCUGAUACUGCAGCGUCUCAGCCUGACACUCCAGCAUUAAUCUGACCAUGCCAAAGCAUAUCUGCAUAAAAUGACACAGCACUUGACGCACAAAGAGGUGGAAGACAAGUAACAUAAUGCCCUGAACAUGGGACAAAGAUUGGGGGAAAAAAAGAAGGUUGUUUGUGAAGGACCAAAAGCCAGAAUUGAACUUUGGUGACGGUUGUUACAGAUGCUUAGGUUUUGUUUUUUGUUUUUUUUCGUCUCACAAUCCGCACAUCUGAAUGUUCAAAAGGUAUUCCCUGUAUUUUUUGGUGCUUGUUGUUCUGCUCUCAACAUGCAGGACUGGUUAAUAAACCCUGUUGUCAAAUGA
Betta splendens (Siamese fighting fish) is the source of this 2793-nucleotide messenger RNA. It is a transcript of the gene cratb, whose product is annotated as carnitine O-acetyltransferase b. Gene Ontology annotation, biological process: carnitine metabolic process, CoA-linked. The coding region runs from base 319 to 2172 and encodes 617 amino acids. Lineage: Eukaryota; Metazoa; Chordata; Actinopteri; Anabantiformes; Osphronemidae. The record is from RefSeq and is a predicted model, not a curated record. Gene Ontology annotation, cellular component: peroxisome. Gene Ontology annotation, molecular function: carnitine O-acetyltransferase activity. The transcript is spliced from 15 exons.